GCUGUGGGCGGGACUUGUGGCGGGCUGAUUUGUAACCCGCUGAAGCCGGAGUGAAGGAGACGGAACAUGGCGCUCGCUCUUCCCCGGACCGUUCUAGGAUCAGCCCGUAUUUAAAGCUCCAAACGCGGCCAGACGAAACAACUCCCUUCUAUCUCCAGAAACGACACAAUUACCUGCAGCAACUCAACAAAAAACGGGAAUGAAAGAAAACAGUGCAAAAAUGUUAUAGCAUCAGAUCUAGCUGGUCAUGAUUAAACCAGGAUUAAACCAGGAUUAGACCAGGAUUAAACCAGAACUUUUCACAUUUUGUCAAGCAGAAAGUCUUUGUAAAAUUUAGUUUAAAAUCAUGGACCCCACGCAGAGAGUUGUGGGUCUGAAUCCUCAAACAAACAUGGUUUUCACUGUGGUCAAACCAGUUAUGGGCAUUUUACAAGUGUCGCCCCACGAAUCCACCGCCCUCCAGCCCAACACCCCGAUGACGCUGCAGCAGAACCCAACUCUGGUCCCCAAUAUGGCCGCUGAAGUCCAGCCGCAGAUCCACCUAAACCCAGACCCCUCAGAGACCCAAGAUCCAAGUCCAGAUCUGGGUCUAGAUGCGGAUCCUAACCAGGACUUUGGGGCAGGGGACUCGGGGCAGUGCAGCGUGGAGCAUCUGCCUUUCGCCGAAGUGUCGUCACUGCUGGAUCCAAAUAUGAAAGGAUCCAAAGCAAGGAAGUACCUGAUCUCGUAUGACGAGAUCCGGCGCCGUCUGCAGCCUCCAGAGAAAAUGUCUCUGCGCUCGAUCGCUGCAUACACCAGAGUGAGCAGAGGCCCGGCCAGUAAGAAAACUCUACAGGAGUCUCUGAGUGUCCUGGGACUGUCCCCAAGUACCACCACUGCUGUGUCCUCCUCCUUCUCCAAGCUCACAGAGGGAGACACCAGGGCUCUGUGUGAGGACAUGAGGGACUUUUCUCAGGAUUACAUCGAUUAUGAAAACAUCGCCAAACAACUGAUCCCCAAAGUCAACACAGUCCAGCACUGGUCCAAGAUCAUCGAGACCAAAAACCACUUGGAGGACAUGCGCCGCUGCUUCCAGGACCCAGUGAACAGCCAGGCAUUUGACAGCGCCACCCACGGGCUCGGUCUGGGAAUGAUGCACGUGGUCCUGGACAUGGUCUCAUCCGUGAUCCAGCACCAGGUCCGAAUCCUGUCCGGAUCCACCGGCACCAACGCAGAACUGUCCCACGAGACCUGUCCCUCCACGCCGAGACGCAACCGCAAACGACACCGCAAAUUUAACCACAACGACCCCAACCCGCACCAGAGAACCGUGAGGGAGGCCGUGAGGGAGGGGGCGGCCAUUUUGAAGGCCAAGAGCGGAGGGAGGGGCAGGAAGAAGGUGAGACAAGAUGGCGAGCAGACGGGUGAGACGGAGGCGGUCCCGGAGCAGCAGAUGGAGGAGGGGGAUAAUGUUCUUCUACUGACUGUGGGCUACGAGGCCGUGUCCAGUGAACUCGGCACGAACGAGAGCGUCAAUAAUGACCCAAUGCAGAGCUGAACACGAGCUACUGCGCCCCCUGCUGUUUAAUCUGCGGUAAUGUGGUUAAAGUGACAUGUUUUUUUGUGGCAGAAUGUUCAUCAGUUACCAUGGUGACACAAUGCACACUUUAGCAAACACUUCUAAGAAAAAAAUACAAAAAGGAUUUAAACAGCACAUCUUCAAGAGCCUGUGAUCAAUCGGAGCCUUCGUCGCCCUGUUUAGGAGUUUGAUUUUCAACAAAAAGGUGAAAAACCGUUGGCUAAUGCUAGCUAGCUUGAGAGGGACUUGUUUAACAGCACAAAUCAGCUCACCUGUUGUAGUUUGAGUUACAACAUGUGAGCUGAUCAGUUCUUUAUGGUCAGAUUGUGUUAAAAUAAACCUCAGAUUAAAGUCUAAUUUGAGUAACAGAGCUUCAGACAGAGCAGUGUCCACAGUUAGCAUCACACGCUCAGGAAAUGUUGACGACAUCAUCUGUAUCAGAAUCAAUACAGGAAGUAACACUGAAUUCUAAAACAGAAUCCCGUUAACCCUAUGUAAUUUUUUUGACAGUUUAAACCUUCAUUUAACAAAAUAAAAGUGUUGUGUUUUAUUUUUUAGUCUAAUCAUAACUAUUGUGUUAUUGCCCUUGUUUACAUUAUGGUUGCUAGGUAACCACAUACGUCACAUCUGCUGCCUGUGGCCAACCAGGAAGUAAAAAUGUAAAACUUCACCAGAAUUUUAAAAAAGGGGAAAAAAAGACUAAGCUAUGUUUGAACUUAUUUUAAAAUCUUAAACUUAUUGAUGUUAAUGUUAUGUUCAGAGUCAUAACCGUCGUGUGCUUUUUAAUCUGUGUUGUAGUUUUGGACUUUCUGGCCCAAAGAACAAACAUCUAGAGUUUUCCAGCCAAGAUUAAUGGACUAAACCAGGACUCUGCUCAUCUGGUUUUCGAAAGGAUUUAGGAUUAUAACGUUGAAUUAAUAUUUGUAUGAUUUAUGUUUUAACAUCUGUAUUUGUUUGUAAUACAGAGACCUACUACAGGCUGCUGUGACUUUAUUUGAACCACUAUGUUUAGAAGACAAAGGUUAAAGGUGCACUGUGUAAGUUUUCUAACAGAGGAUCCACCAUCUGCUUGUCUAAAUGGAGAAGUUAGUACUUUGUCUUGCAGUGUUUCCCUUAGAUUUUGUUAAGACUGUGGAGGCACAAAUAUAUAUAUAUUUUUUAUUUGAAUAAUUUCAUUUUCAUACACUUUGUGGAGGAUAAAUGCUGCCAAUAUUUAAACUUUAACUGUCAGUUUUU
Periophthalmus magnuspinnatus is the source of this 2794-nucleotide messenger RNA. RefSeq lists its product as uncharacterized. The record is from RefSeq and is a predicted model, not a curated record. The transcript has 5 exons. Lineage: Eukaryota; Metazoa; Chordata; Actinopteri; Gobiiformes; Gobiidae. Bases 347 to 1537 code for a protein of 396 amino acids.